This is a messenger RNA of Ceratotherium simum simum (southern white rhinoceros), 1860 nucleotides long. NCBI's taxonomy places the organism in Eukaryota, Metazoa, Chordata, Mammalia, Perissodactyla, Rhinocerotidae. The record is from RefSeq and is a predicted model, not a curated record.
GCCCGCCUGUCGUCCCCCGGGGCCGGCCGCUCGUCCGCCGAGGCCCGCGAGGAGCUGCGGCGCCGCCUCCUGGGCCUGAUCGAGGGCAGCCGAGUGAUGAUCUUCAGCAAGAGCUACUGUCCGCACAGCGCGCGGGUUAAAGAACUCUUUUCUUCCUUGGGAGUUGAAUGCAAUAUCUUGGAACUUGAUCAAAUUGAUGAUGGGGCCAGUGUUCAAGAAGUGCUGUCAGAGAUCACCAGUCAGAGAACUGUGCCCAAUAUUUUCGUGAAUAAAGUGCAUAUGGGUGGAUGUGACCGAACUUUCCAGGCAUAUCAGAGUGGUUUAUUACAGAAGCUCCUUCAGGGAGAUUCAGCAUAUGACUAUGACCUCAUUGUCAUUGGUGGCGGUUCUGGUGGCCUUGCGUGUGCUCAGGAAGCUGCCAUUUUGGGAAAGAAAGUUAUGGUGCUAGACUUUGUGGUCCCGUCCCCUCAGGGCACGUCCUGGGGUCUUGGUGGUACUUGUGUAAAUGUAGGCUGUAUUCCUAAGAAAUUGAUGCAUCAGGCUGCCCUUUUGGGGCAGGCAUUAGUUGACUCAAGGAAAUUUGGCUGGGAGUAUAAUCAACAAGUCAAGCACAACUGGGAGACCAUGACAGAAGCGAUUCAAAACCACAUUGGAUCUCUAAAUUGGGGCUACAGGUUGUCUUUGAGGGAGAAGGCCGUGGCCUAUGUCAAUUCCUAUGGAGAAUUUGUCGAACAUCAUAAAAUAAAGGCAACCAAUAGAAAAGGACAGGAAACCUGUUAUACUGCUGCAAAAUUUGUCAUAGCAACAGGUGAGAGGCCACGGUAUUUAGGAAUCCAAGGAGAUAAAGAAUACUGCAUUACUAGUGAUGACCUUUUUUCUCUGCCUUAUUGCCCUGGCAAAACCUUAGUAGUGGGUGCAUCUUACGUUGCUCUGGAAUGUGCAGGAUUUCUUGCUGGCGUUGGCUUAGAUGUCACAGUUAUGGUGCGCUCAAUCCUUCUUCGUGGCUUUGAUCAAGAAAUGGCAGAGAAAGUGGGUUCCUACAUGGAACAACAUGGUGUUAAGUUCUUAAGAAAAUUUGUGCCUGUGAUGGUUCAACAGUUGGAGAAAGGUUCGCCUGGAAAGCUGAAAGUAGUGGCUAAAUCCACUGAAGGACCAGAAACUAUUGAAGGAGUAUAUAACACAGUUUUGUUAGCAAUUGGUCGUGACUCCUGUACAAAGAAAAUAGGCUUGGAGAAGAUCGGUGUCAAAAUCAAUGAGAAGAGUGGCAAAGUACCAGUAAAUGAUGUGGAGCAGACCAAUGUGCCCUAUGUUUACGCGAUUGGGGACGUUCUGGAGGGGAAACUUGAGCUCACUCCUGUCGCCAUACAGGCGGGCAAGCUGCUGGCUCGAAGACUUUUUGGGGGCCGUUUAGAAAAGUGUGAUUAUAUUAAUGUUCCAACUACAGUGUUUACUCCUUUGGAAUAUGGCUGCUGUGGAUUAUCUGAAGAGAAAGCUAUUGAAGUGUAUAAAAAGGAGAAUCUAGAAGUGUAUCAUACUUUGUUCUGGCCUCUUGAAUGGACAGUCGCCGGCAGAGACAACAAUACUUGUUACGCAAAGAUAAUUUGCAAUAAAUUCGACAAUGAUCGGGUGAUAGGAUUUCAUAUUCUUGGACCGAAUGCCGGUGAGGUUACCCAAGGAUUUGCAGCUGCAAUGAAAUGUGGGCUCACAAAGCAGCUGCUCGAUGACACCAUUGGAAUUCACCCCACAUGUGGUGAGGUGUUCACAACGUUGGAAAUCACAAAGUCCUCGGGACUGGACAUCACGCAGGAAGGCUGCUGAGGCUAGUCCCGCUGCUGCUUGCUUUCCUUGUCCUGUUCCCGU